Alnus glutinosa is the source of this 1284-nucleotide messenger RNA. RefSeq lists its product as uncharacterized. The record is from RefSeq and is a predicted model, not a curated record. The transcript has 2 exons. The coding region runs from base 1 to 1284 and encodes 427 amino acids. Lineage: Eukaryota; Viridiplantae; Streptophyta; Magnoliopsida; Fagales; Betulaceae.
AUGGCUGAUUUGGCAUUGAAACCACCGAAGGAUCUUUAUACCUUUAUGGUAAAGGUGGACAGGUAUAUCAAUCAGAAGGAAACGCUCCGAGCCCUUCUCGGUGAUUCUCAACAGCAACAGCAGCCUUCCACUGAGAAACCCAAGAAAAAGAAGAAGCCCGAGGCCACUCAGGAUGACAGUCCUAGGGAGUACAAGAAGAUAAAGAGGAAUUUCAGAGAUUACAAGUGGACUCCAUUGAAUGCCUCUCUCACCGAGGUGCUUAUGGAACUCAAAAAAGAUCCACACUACCAGAGGCCGACGCCCAUCCCAAGAAAUCCGCCUCUACGCUUGGCUCACAAAUACUGCGCCUUCCAUGAUUCAUAUGGUCAUCUAACCGAGCAGUGUGUAUCCCUGAGAGAAAAUAGGAAGUUAGUCCGAUUUCUUGUUGAUGAGAGAAAUCAGCAGCGACAGGAACGGGACCAAUAUCCGGGGCCUAGAAGAGAAGAAGAUCGAAACGAAAGAAGAAACUAUCAACCGAGGCAGGAAGAAAGAAAAGACGAAGACUAUGCGGGAGUUUCUCUUCCACACACCGACGCUCUCGUGGUCUCUUUGACAAUAGCUAACCAUCAGACUCGGCGAAUCCUUGUUGACACAGGAAGCUUUGCAGAUGUCCUGUUUAAAUCAGCCUUUGACUAUAUGGGCGUUCCGCUGGAGAAGGUAAUCCCGGUCACGUGCCACUUACUGUGUUUCGUCGGAGAGGAAAUGGUGCCUCUCGGAUCAAUUGAACUCCAUGUCACUGCAGGAACUUACCCGAGGCAAAAGGUCAUCAUGGUAAAAUUUCUGAUAGUAGAAAAAGCUUUAGCUUACAACGCCAUUAUUGGAAGGACAGCUCUCAAUGACUUGAAAGCUGUUACCUCGACACAUCAUCUCAGUAUGAAGUUCCCGACCGAAGAGGGAGUCGGAGUGGUGAAGGGGGGUCAGAGAGAGGCUAGACGUUGCUACAACUUAUCUUUGAAAAAUACCCCAAAGAAGUGCAGCCUGGGUAAGAAGACUAAGGAGGAAGAGAAAUAUCAAUCACCGUUAAGGGAGCCUGUGGAAGAAUUGGAGGAAUUUGAAGUGGGUGAUCCCAAGAAGAGGGUUCGAAUAGGUUCACAACUCCCCCAACAUGUGAAGGAAGAGCUGGUGGCGUUCUUAAGGUGCAAUAGUGAUGUAUUUGCCUGGAGCCACGAAGAUAUGUCAGGGAUUGAUCCCUCGGUCAUUGUCCACAAGCUGAAUGUGGAGCCAAAUCAUCGGCCAAUGAAAUAG